This is a messenger RNA of Porites lobata, 4474 nucleotides long. NCBI's taxonomy places the organism in Eukaryota, Metazoa, Cnidaria, Anthozoa, Scleractinia, Poritidae. The record is from the annotation of a GenBank genome assembly.
AUGCAAGCACAAAAUACUUGUAGAUUGGAAUCUACCACUGGACCCUGUGUUGAAACCCAACCUUCUUGUGAUUCACAAAUUAACUCUGUGCCUUGUGAACUGGAUGCCCAUCCUACUUGUAACUCACAAACUACCUCUGCUCAUAGGGUAAUGGUAGACCAGCCUGCUUUUGAAUCAGGUAACCCCCAAAAAUAACAGCUAGUAAACUUAAUUGUUAACGCAAGUUAACUUAUUUGUUUAGUCUCAGUGCUCAGUUUGAAAGCAUCGUUCUCAUUUAUUGCUGACAAUGCUGAUAUGUAGAGUACUACUUGCAGAGUAUUAUUAUCGUUGACGACUGUGAUGAUAAAUGAUUUUGAUAGCCUUACCUAUGUGCCACAGGGGACUGUUACAUAUUACUACCAGUUUCUCAUUCAUUACUACUCUGUAUAUGUACUUCAUUGAGUUCUUGUCCCCAACUUAUUUGACAGAUGCCCUGGGGAACCUCAAGGCAAUUUUUCCAGCAAAGAGUGAACUUUAUUUGGCUGAGAAACUGCAGUGUUCAAAUGGUGAUUUACAACAGACUGUCCUGUCCAUUCUUCAUGAACAAGGUUUGUAACAAACAAGUUGUCAUCAUCUUAUAAGCACAGUGCUGAAUUCCUUCAUGAUCAUGAACAAGUGCAUUGCCGGAGAAGAAAUCUUUCCAAUGCAGCAAUGGCUGGGGCUAAAAUAACUGUUUUGUAGUUUUAGGUAUCAGGAAUAUCCAUACCUACCUCAGAUUGUUUUGGUUUCUUCUGGGGGCAGGGGUGGAGGGAUGGCAAAAACCAAAUUGUAUGAAGCUAAAUUAACUGAAUCUGCUGAAAGGUGAAGGUUUGAGGCAGGAGGGUCUCAAAGGGAAAAAACUUUGAUAGGGGAGGUAUGAUUUAUGAAUGUUCUCUGCAUCCACACAUGGCUCCUGCAGGACAUUUAAGUUCUAGCUGGAGUGAUGGAUGCAAUUUUGAACAUUAUUUUGAUUGUAGCAAUCAUUGACACUUUUGUUUCUUCUGUUUAAAGUGUCAAAGUUGUGUUUGUGAUGGUGCUUGUGAGCACUGUGACAAACAGAAUAGUGCCUUUGUCUUUGCACAAAGAAGCUACACUUAAUAUAACAAAAGGGAACUUUAUUUCUUUUAGAUCCUGGUGACACCCAAGAUGCGUUUGAGUUGCCAUUGUGUACAGUGAGAGAACCACCUGAUAAAAGCCUUGCUAGAUAUCAAGCAAAAAUGGUCAGCCACAGUCCCAGAAGACAGCUCAUUACAGUACAACGAUCUUCCAACAAUAUUAUAACAGAUGUCCUCAAAGAAUACAAACGUGGUUCAUUUGAUAUCCAAAAAGUUCCAGAUGUGGAAUUCAUUGGAGAAGAAGGCAUUGAUGCAAAAGGCUUGACAAGAGAGUUUUCUCAUAUUAUGAUGUCCUGUCUUCGGGAAGGAAAGGGUGGAAUUGCUUUUUUUGAGGGAGAGAUGGACCAUUUGUUGCCAGUUCACUGUGCAGCUUAUGUUGCAUCUAACUAUUUUUCCUAUGUUGGGAAGAUGAUUGCCCACUCUGUCCUUCACAGUGGCAUUGGCAUGGUUGGAUUAUCUAGAGCCCUGUGCACUUUACUCAUCACCAGUAACAUGGAGAGGGCAAUGUUAGACAUAACAGUGAGUGAUGUUCCAGAUGUGGAAUUGAGAGCAACUGUUGAAAAGGUAUGUAAUGUAUGUGUAACGAUAGCGGUCCCAAACACUAAAGAAGGACGCUAAAGGUGAUCGAUACAGUAACAGAUUUUAAUGGCGGCCUCCAACUACAACAAAACCAAGCACCUGGUUUCCCCUGGGUCACGUGAUCUAAAACCACAGGCAUACCAUGACAGUAUGUACAUUGGUUUAAUUUUGUUCCUCUGAAAAUAAAUUAAAAUUUUGUUUUCCUGACGAUGAAAGACAAAGGAAAACUUAAAUAAGUCAAAAUGGAUCACCGUUCAAACCAAAAUGGCAAUCAAACUACAACAUUAAAAUUAUUGGCUUGGAAUCCACAUGCACUAAGUCACCUUUGGACAGACAAGGAUACAAAUUUAAUUACUAAUACUUACUUUCAUUUUGGCAUAAUUUAAGCAUCACCUGUCUUUUGUCUGGUUGGUGUUAUUGUUUAUGGCUUUGUUGUAAGAUUUUCCUCCAAAAUGAUCACAAAAAUCAAUCAACUCAAAUUGGUAGGGUUAGAGGGGAGCAUUGUGGCAGAGACUAAUGGAGAAAAUCAAAAGAAAGUUAUCAGGGUUCAGGUAUGGCAAAAAUACAUUGGAAUGUUAAAUUAGCAAAAACUGACGGUUUCCUAUUACUUGCAGUGAAUUCAUUUUUAGAUUUUUAGCUUGUUUCGCACAUUCCAUAAAAAUUGGUUGCCAUAGCAACUUGUACAGGGAAAUGGUACUGUUAUUUCAUAUUUGUUUUGUACAAUUUACUUUUCUAUUCAGAUACAGAAUGCACAGGCUGAUGAGGACCUUCACCUUACAGAGAGUGAAUUGCUUCUCCUAACAGAGGCAGGAUUUGCAAAUGAAAUCCUUACGGUAGCUAACAAGUACAGAGCAUGCCAGCGCCUGAUGACCCAUUUGGUUUUUAGAGCAAGAAGAGAGGAAAUUGACCAGAUGAGAGAUGGAAUGGAAAGUGUCUCUCUAAUUUCAUUUCUUCAGAUCUCUGAGGCAUGCUGGAAAGUUGUGUUCCCUGCUUCUAGUGAUGUUCAAAUUAAUGCAGAAGCCUUCCUUGACCGUAUAUCAAAUGCUUCAUUGGCUGGGCUUUCAAGCAGAGAGAGUGAAACCAUGGAAUGGUUACGAAAGUAUGUUAGAGAGGUUGAGGAUGGCAUUGAAGGUAAUUAUUUCAUAACUGUGAAAAAUAAGUUUUGAACAAGAUCUGUGCAGUUUAACGUGCAAUUUGUUCCAGUUUCCUGAAAUUCCAAGGCCAUUUUCUAAGCUAAGAACCUGUUUAAUUUUUUAGGCUAACCUGCUUCUUAUGUAAGGGGGAUGUAAAAUGAAAUGUUUAGCCUAACAGGUUCUUACCAUAAACACCGGCUUAUAAGCCGCACUCGUAGAUAAGCCGCACCCCGAGUUUGACAACUCAUAUUUUGGAAAAACAAUUGGAAAGACAUUAAAAUAAAUCAAAAGUGGAGUCUUGAUAAAGAUGCCUUACAUGUACAUGCAUUUUUUCUUCAAGUUUCUUAAACGUUGACCACCCGUCAGCCUGCGUACAUUUAACUCACUUACCUUGAAAACAGAGAAUACUAAAACUCUUACCUAUAAUUUUAGCUCUGUAAUAGUCUGAAAAUCCGACUUUGACAUAUAUUUGAUCUUUCUCUGGUAUUUUUAAUUCCUGUCCAUUUUUCAGUAGAAUUAGACAUGCAAGAACAUGGAGAACACGGGUGUUCAGAUGGUUCGUUCGUUCGUAGCUUUGUAGCCAGGCAUUUCAUCAGGAGAUGGAGUACUGGAAACGAGUAUUCCAGAUGUUCUCGCAGAUAAGUUGCAUCCCCGAUUUGAUACGAAAAUUUUGAGCAAAAAGUUGCGGCGUAUACACCGGUCUUUACGGUAAAUUCUAGGUUGUUAUAUGUGGGUGUUUACUGUAUACCAAACCAAUCAAGAAUGGGUGGCAAAAAGCCUUGUCCCUAGAGUCUUUAUCAUAAUACUGAUUUCUCAAUUCAUGCAGAUGUUCUUUUACCCACAUAUAUCUAAGCACCAUAUAAUUUUGUUUAAAAUAUAGCCACACCCUUAAUGUGCCUCCUGUCAUUGUCAAAGCCACCCAACUUACAUGUAUCUCAUUAGCUUACUGUAACUUGCACUUUUACAUGAUGGAAAGAAGGUGAUGCCAUCGACAAACAGAAAUCAAGUGAUUUUCAUUAGGAGACUGCUUAAGCAGAAACCUGUGAUAUUCUUAAGUGUCAGAAUUGUGUCAGCAGGUCCAUGUUGUGGCGAAAUACAAAGGUAUCAGCAUCCUUGUCGGAGGAAAUCAGUCAUACAAUACCAUAUCAUAGCAUAGGUAUCUUUAAUUGUGGAAACAGGAACCAGUUUAAGAACCUAGAUAACAUAAAACUACUAUAUAUACCAUUUUUAAGACCCUAUUAUUUUAGCCUACAUGUAAAUCUAGGUUCUUAUAUGCAGGUGUUUACUGUAACUGACUAUCGGAGGCUGGUUGUAAGUCUGUUGUUACAGGUAUGUGUUAAUUAACAUAUCCAUAAUUUUAUUGUCUUUCUUCCCUUUUCGUAAGCAGAAGCUGAUGAGGGUACACUUUCCAGUCUCCCAUCCAUGGCAGAGGUUACACAGUUCGUAGUUGGCCAUCCCUAUCUUCCUUCAGAACAGAUCAACAUUGCAUUUGGACCAGGCCCAUUUCCAGACCCAGACGCAUGCUUUCUUUCAAUUACACUGCCAAACUUUCACGGUAGUUACAAAGAAUUCAGACAAGCUAUGAACAUUGCAAUUACAUCACAACAUGUUGGUUUUGGUAGAGGAUAG